Molecule: messenger RNA, 717 nt
Organism: Cordyceps militaris CM01
Lineage: Eukaryota; Fungi; Ascomycota; Sordariomycetes; Hypocreales; Cordycipitaceae
Product: heat shock protein DnaJ domain protein
Exons: 2
Coding region: 1-717 (238 amino acids)
Source: RefSeq, a predicted model, not a curated record
AUGAGUAGAAACUAUUACGAGAUCCUCCAAGUUAAGCAAUCCGCAUCGGAAGCUGAAAUUAGGGCAGCUUUCAAACGACUCGCCAAAUUGCACCAUCCAGACAGGAAUCUCAAUAGCGCAGAUGCAACUGUGCGUUUCCAAACGCUCAACAAUGCUCAUGAGACUCUUGUUGACCCGCUGAAGCGACGUCAGUAUGACAGAACCCUCCGACCGCUAGGGUCGAGCACUUAUGCGCGUCCACCAUCAAAGCCAAAGCCCUCAUUCCAUCAGGACAGCGAAAGUGACAGGAGACGGGAGAAGAGAAUUGCCGAACUAGGAGUGAGUCUUGGUCAAUUACAGGCGCAGCAAUCUGCGAUGAAUCAUGAAAUAUGGACAGAGGAACAGCGUUUGGCCAAGAUCAGGGCUGAGCUGGACAGCUUCCACGACAAAGGGGAUGAUGUGGCAGGCAGUGCGUCAAAAGCGAAGCGCGAGUUCAAGUUGACGGCUUGGUUCACGUCGGGGGAGUCGGCCGAAGCCAGAGACGCGAGGGAACGGCGGGUAGCAGAGAGAAGCGCGGCCCGCGCGGUCUUGCAAAAGCAAAACGACCAAAUCACGGCCGCGAUAGCUGCCCUUCGGUCGCGGGAUGAAAUCUUCAUGGCGCAGAUUAUGAAGGAAAUGAGAGAAUUGGCGAGGCUGAAUGUUGAACAGGAGAGUCUCGCGCAGAACAAGCCCGAAUAA